CCACUGGCUAGCCCAGCUAGCUCAGACAUGGCACCUUGCCCUGUCUUUGUAUACCAGAAAAGCGGGUGUAAAUGCACAUUUCCAUGUCUGUCAUCUCCGCUUUUCACUUUCGGCUCCAGAUUCGCCGACACUAAAACUUCCCCGUGCAUAAUGCGAGCAUCGGCUGUUAUUCUUAAAAGGACAAGAGCCAUCCUCUAACCCUAUUUCAGCAGAAAAAAAAUCACCGCCAGAUUCUUGCAGUCAACUCGUAGUGAGUGCAUGGUUUGCGUGGCGAGUUGAAGAGGCUACCUGGCUAGCUUCGAGUCGACAGGCUGGUCACAGUCAGGUGUGGGUGGUGACACCGGCAGGACGUACCAGGGACCCGUAGUGUCUUGCUGUGUGACCUUGGAGGGGCCCCUCAGGUCUGCCAACAGCCCUCCACCCCCCCGCCCCCCUCCUCUCAGGACAGGUUGGUUCCUCUAACAGAUACAGAGGAGGGAGCAGGAGGGAGGAACUGAGGAGUUGGAGGAGGAGGAGAAGGUGAACUCCCGUAACCAGAGCAGUAGAUUAGGGAAGAGAGGGAGUUGAAAGUGGAAGUUGGAGGGAGAGAACAGCGUGAGGAGAGGGGGGAGUGGUAGACUGCUGAGACCUGAAUAACUUGGGCACUACAGCGAGGCAGAAUUAGAUAAGCAGGAGGAGUAGGAGUGAAGAGACUUUUAACUCACCAUGACAGAGUUGGAGACUGAGUGUCUGAGCCUCGGGCUGACGCACUCCAUGCCGUCCGAGUGCGGCUCCCCUCCCACGCCUCUGGACCCCUCCCUGCAGGUCGACUGUGCCCCGGGGCCUGCCGGCGGCGCCCGCACGCCCACGCUGGCCCUCCUCUCCUCCGACUGCCCCACGCCCACCCUCAGCUCCCUGGCCGCGGAGAUCGCCGAGCCGCUGGUCAUGCUGCCGUGCGUCAAGAGCGAGCCGGAGGACUGCGAUCUGGAGCCGAUUCGCACGGUGGACCUGUCGGAGAUCCAGCCGCUGUCCACCGCCGAGCUGGGCCAGGACCAGAUCAAGAUGGAGAUCAGCGGCCUGGACUACAUCAAGUCCGAGCACCACUGUCACCAAGGCAACCACCACCUCGGCCCGUUCCACCACACGGACGUCACGGAGCUGGACUACAAGUCCCACUACGAGCCCAGCCUGGUGUUUGACUACAUCUCCCAGGUGUCAGACACUCUGGAGUACAUCAAGUCGGACCACCACGUGGACCUGCAGUGCUACUACACCACAGAGCUGGGCCUGCUGAAGACGGAGUACCCCGAACCGAACCUCAUGUCCAGCCACCUGCAUCGCUCCGACCUGCACCACAACGGCCUGGAGUCCAUCCACAUGGCCGAGCUGCGCACCGAGCUCAACAAGCUCAGACCCGACCCCAUGCUGAUGGACGGCAUGGGCAAGCUGGACCCUGAGUUCGGGGGCGGCGGGGGUCUGUACGAGCUGCAGCCGGCCGAGGACGGGAAGCCCGGGGUGACGGCGGUGGGGGGGCAGGGCGGCGGCGGUACCGGAGGCGGCGGCGGAGCUGGGACGGUCAUUACUACCAAGACCCAGAACCCCACGGUGAGGAAGCCCCGCAACAUGCAGGGGGAGAAGCCCUUCUCCUGCACGCAGUGCGGGAAGAACUUCAGCACGCUGGGAAACCUGAAGACCCACCAGCGCAUACACACUGGGGAACGGCCCUACACCUGCUCGCAGUGCGGCAAGAGUUUCGGCCAGGCUGGGAACCUGAAGCGGCACCAGCUCAUCCACACCGGCCAGAAGCCGUACGUGUGCGCCCACUGCCCCAAGGGCUUCACGAAGGCCGACGACCUGCGCUCCCACCAGCGCCUGCACACGGGCGAGCGCCCCUUCUGCUGCGUGACCUGCGGGAAGAGCUUCAGCCAAUCGAAGGAGCUCAAAGCCCACCAGCUCAGCCACACGGGCGAGAGGCCCUACUGCUGCCAGCACUGCGGCAAGAGCUUCACCAAGGAGAUGAGCUAUCGCAACCACCUGCAGAUCCACACGGGCGAAAAACCCUUCAGCUGCUCGCAAUGCGGCAAGACUUUCAGCAACUCCGGCGUCCUCAAAACCCACGAGAAGAUUCACACGGGCGAGCGGCCGUUCGGCUGCACGCAAUGCGGCAAGAGUUUCGGCCGCCUCGGGCACCUAAAGGCCCACCAGCAGAUCCACACGGGGGAGCGGCCCUUCGCCUGCCCCAACUGUGGAAAGACUUUCAGCCAGUCAGGCCACCUCAAAGCACACGAGCAGAUCCACAAACGAGAGCGAGCGGACACGGGGAGCACCAGCAGCAACGGCAGCAGCAGCAGCUGCACCAUGGGCAGUGACAGUAGCUAAAAAAAACAAAAACAAACAAACAAAAGCAACUCAGUACCCUUUAACCUCUUGGAAAAAAGUAUUAUUCCUCUUUUUUAUAAAUACUAUAUAUAAAUAUAUGUUUUUUUCCUUAUGACUUUUUUCUUACAUUUUUUCAUACCUUUUGUGCUCUUUUUUGCAUUAUGUACGUGGGAAGGGUCAACUCUGACUGAUUUGCUCUUAUGCAAGUGUCUGUGUGUGUGUAUGUACAUGUUAUGUACUGUGUGUCUGUGGGGUGGGUGUGGUUACUGAGGGUCUUGUAGAUAAUCUUUAUAACUGGUCUCUCUGGUCUGUCUGUACUAUAGUGAGUGUAGAGGUGCACCGAUACCAAUUUUCUGCAGGACCAAGUACGAGUACUUAUUUUCUAAGUACUCGCUGAUAAAGAGCACCAAUAUUUUGAUGACCAAGUUUGAGUAUGUAAUUUUUUUAGUACUUACCCGUACAGGGCACCAGCCUUUGGCUACCCGGAUGUGAGUUCUAAUAGCAAUUAAAAGUACUCCGUUAUGAGUACUUUGUGAUACUGAACACCUGUCUUUUGCCAACCAGGUAUGAGUACUUGAAUACUUGCCACUACAGAGUGCGAGUCCUUCCCAAACGUGGACACUUGCAAUUCACUCUGCUGUUACACUGACCAGUUGCAAACGUGAUAACAUCAUUUUUUUAAUAUUUGCCAUUUUGAAAACUUAUAUCAACCUAUGCAGUUUCAGUCGUGCUGCAGACGAGCGUGAGAAAGUAUUCUUUAAACAGGCUGCAACUUUAAAAAGCAAACAAAAAAAAAAAGAAAAGUGAUAACAUUCCUUUGUUUUGUAGCAGAAUUAAUGAAAUCAUUCCAGCAUCAUCAGGUAGCGUUGUGCUAACACUCAGUUCUCAGUGGGCCUCACCCACAUCAGGCACUUCAGCCGGGUAUCGGUGCACCGCUAACUGAGUGCCAUUCCCCGACCCCGACCCGACCCCGACCCGACCCCGACCCCCAGUCCAGCUCCACCCUCCCCGUCCAGCGAUCGCUCACUGUGUACAAAUCUUCUAUUGAUAACAUGUAAUUCCUAAAAAAGAAAGCAAGCAAAAAAAAAAAAAAA
Myripristis murdjan (pinecone soldierfish) is the source of this 3452-nucleotide messenger RNA. RefSeq names its product zinc finger protein 316. Bases 706 to 2358 code for a protein of 550 amino acids. Lineage: Eukaryota; Metazoa; Chordata; Actinopteri; Holocentriformes; Holocentridae. Gene Ontology annotation, biological process: regulation of transcription by RNA polymerase II. The record is from RefSeq and is a predicted model, not a curated record. Gene Ontology annotation, molecular function: RNA polymerase II cis-regulatory region sequence-specific DNA binding; DNA-binding transcription factor activity, RNA polymerase II-specific. The transcript is spliced from 3 exons.